Guillardia theta CCMP2712 is the source of this 513-nucleotide messenger RNA. RefSeq lists its product as hypothetical. NCBI's taxonomy places the organism in Eukaryota, Cryptophyceae, Pyrenomonadales, Geminigeraceae. Gene Ontology annotation, molecular function: DNA binding. The record is from RefSeq and is a predicted model, not a curated record. Bases 1 to 513 code for a protein of 170 amino acids. The transcript is spliced from 8 exons.
AUGGGCGUGGAAGCUCUAGGUUGUGUUGACUGCCUUUCAGCAAACCAUGCGAAGAAUCGAGUGCCAUCAACGUCCAGCCUUCUCUCGCGGUCUCCGGCACAUUCCGGAUUUUAUUCCAUGAGCUCCGACGAUCUUAGAUUUUCGGAAGGACAAAGCGGCAAAGAGACAAGAAGUUCACACGAUCUUUCUACAUACCAAUCAGAGUUUUCUGAGCCAGAAAACACAGAUCAGCCUAGCAGAUUGAAAGUCUAUGAUCACUCAGCCAGCAAAAAAACACAUCAGGAUUUGCGGGAACAGCGAACACUGGAUUCUGACGCUACUGACACUCUGCUAAAGGAAAUGGGUUGGUCGAUCAUCAUUGUGCAUGAUGCGAAGGGCAUUGGGUCAUAUCCAUUCCAAAGGCUAUAUACUGCGCCAGAUGGAAAAUGCUUUCAAAGCCGUGAGAGCGCACUGACUUAUCUUGGGAUUCCGUUUCAGGGAAAUAGGGAGUCGUUUAUUCGUUGGGAAGUCUGA